AUGGAAUGGUUCAGGCCACUUCCCCAGCUUACAGGUGACAACUACACAUACUGGAAGGCUCGAACAAAAACUCAACUUAAAGCUCAAGGAGAUCAGAUUUGGCGGGCGGUACUGACUGGUUGGACGCCACCUACAAAACCUGGAGAAAAAGACGGUGAUCCACCAGUGAUAAAACCUGAAACCGAGAGAACUCAAGUUGAAAUUACCACUGCUGGAUAUAAUGAUAAGGCUCUUGACACAAUCUAUUCCUUAAUGCAUGACUAUCAAUUUUCGUUGGUUACAGGUAUUGAUUGUGCAAAAACUGCGUGGAAAAUACUCGAAACCACCUAUGAAGGUACGUGUUCAGUCAAACAGUCAAAGCUUCAGCUGGUAAAGACUGAAUUUGAAGAACUACGUAUGAACGAUGACAAAGAUAUUGCGAGUUUUCACGAACGCAUACAAGAGUUAGCUAAUCGAGCAACAAUUCUUGGAAAACCUUUCUCCCAACAAAAACUUGUCAAAAAAAUCCUAAGAUCUUUACCUCCGAGAUUCAGGAUGAAGGUAACCGCUAUUCAAGAACAUGAUGGCUGGGAGAACAAAUCAGUGGCUCAACUAAUGGGCAAUCUUCGAACCUACGAAAUGGAAAUUCUUACUGAUCACACCAAAAAUCAAAAGACAGUUGCAUUUGUCGCUGAAGAACAUGAUGAUACCGCUAACCCAGACGAAUCAGGUGAUGAUCCAGUUACAUUUUUAACUAAACAAUUUUCUAAUUUUUUGAAACAAAUAUCUCAGAAGAAUUCACAAAACAAAAAAUUUCAAAAAGGAGCAAGCUCAAACAUGUCGAAAACUGAUACAAAAACUAGCAUGUCAAACUCAAAACCUGCUGCCUCACGUCCAGCCCGCUCCAGGGAAAAAUCAAACAACAAAGGAAUAAAAUGUUACGAGUGUGAGGGAUUUGGUCAUGUUCAAGCUGAAUGUCCAACUUAUCUUAGGCGAAAGAAGUCCAUGACAGCCACAACUUGGAGUGAUGACGAACCUGAAUCAGAAGCUGCUGGCUCUGCGCAGAAGAAAUGUUCGUGGGAAGCAUUACUUAAAGCAAAUCGUAUAGUGUCUAGUGAAGUUAGAGUAUUGCAAAAUGCUGUAAACGUGUUCAAAGGUCAAGUAGCAGAUAGGGACGCAUUAAUUAAAGAAUACACUGACCGAGAAGACAAACUGAAACAGGAAGUCAAGGAACUGAAGCUGGAACUGAGUUACGAGGACACAUCAGACCUGAGUGUUAUUACUUCUAAAAAGAACAAAGGGCCAAAAAAUAUAGCCAUAAGUAGGGAUGAAAAAUGGUACUUCGACAGCGGUUGCUCACGUCACAUGACUGGAAACACAAAAUUUCUAAGUGACAUAAACACAAGCAACGGUGAAGUAACUUUUGGUGAUGGAGUCAAAGGACAAGUAACCGGAGUAGGUACUCUAAAUGUUGCAGGUCUACCGAAGUUGAAAAAGGUGCUACUGGUAAACGGACUCCAUGCCAACCUCAUAAGCAUUAGCCAACUUUGCGACCAAAACUGGAAUGUUAGCUUCACCAAAGACAACUGUAGUGUUAUGGAUAAUGAAAAACAAUGUGUUAUGGAAGGUUCAUGUGGCAAAAAAUUUCGUAAAAAGCAAAAAGGAACUAUUAUGGAGCUAUUCUCUCUAUUUCAUCGUCAAGCAAAAGUUAUCUGUGGAUAUUAUUGGAUAUCGGAUUAUCUUUUUGGUUGA
Molecule: messenger RNA, 1731 nt
Organism: Ipomoea nil (Japanese morning glory)
Lineage: Eukaryota; Viridiplantae; Streptophyta; Magnoliopsida; Solanales; Convolvulaceae
Exons: 6
Coding region: 1-1731 (576 amino acids)
Molecular function (GO): nucleic acid binding; zinc ion binding
Source: RefSeq, a predicted model, not a curated record